AUGCAACAAACAACCAAUCAACCGUCGCCUACAACACAACCAUCAGUUCAAGUGGAAGCGGGAAGUAGUAAGAAAGGGAAAGGGAAAGAAAAAUCAAAAGGGAAAUCAAUAGCGGUGGAAUCUGAAAAUGCAGACGUUCCACAAUGGUGGACACCGGAGGAGGAAUACGCUUUGACGGCAGCUUGGUGUGCUAUUUCAAAAAACGAACUUCGCGGAAAUGGAAUGAAAAAAGGAGCUUAUUUGGGAGCGGUGCUCGACAAGUUUCACGCUAUUUUAAAGAAAAAUCUGUAUCGCAACAACGACAUGUUGAGCAGCAAAUGGGGUAUGAUAACUAAGCGGUGCAGCAAAUUCAACAGUAUUUACAACCGGCUUGAGGCGCAACAACAAAGCGGAACCAACGACUUCGAUUUGUUCAAAUCGGCUAAGGAACAAUAUCGGGUCGAAAUGGGUCAUGUUUUCAACUUUGAAAAAUCAUGGGAAUUGUUGCGAGCGGAUCCAAAGUGGAAUAAAACGCCUGCAUCGUCGGAGGUUUAA
Messenger RNA from Lactuca sativa (garden lettuce), 534 nucleotides. RefSeq lists its product as uncharacterized. Lineage: Eukaryota; Viridiplantae; Streptophyta; Magnoliopsida; Asterales; Asteraceae. The record is from RefSeq and is a predicted model, not a curated record.